AUGAAACUCUGUCUCGUUUUCUGCGCAACAAUUUUUGCAUUUGCAAUCACCCCAACUUCAGCAAUCAUCCAUACCGUUUUAAUGGAUUAUUGGGACCAAAUCGAAAAAGAAUUCAAGCCAACAGAUGAUCAAUACAAUAUAUUCAUUUUUUCUGAAUAUUCAGAAGAUCGAAGAAUGGUGGCGAAUAGUGCGAGAUCGAAUGAAACAUCACUCACUGUGGUUAUUCACGAAAGUCAUUGGUUAAGAUUGAAAGUUGCAUGCGCAAAUAGCUGGAAACCAAAGAUGAUCGAACUGAAUAUACUUACGCGACACCUUCAUCUUGUUGUGGAUUGUGAAUCGUUUCAGGUGGCAUCACAACCACAUACACAUUAUGUUCGAAAUGCGCUAAUUGUUCUCGUGGUUUUGUUGGUUGGGUUAGUUUCACCUUUAAAUUAAAAAAAAUCAAUAAAUACUUGACUUUUCAGUUUACUUGUCUGGAAGAGGGAUUCUAUCAAAACAUUCAUCACUGAUCGAUAUCAAAAUUCAAAUGUUAUUCCACAUGAAUUUGCUGUUUAUAACAAUGCAUAUGGAGCGAGUCAAGACAAUGUCAUGAAUUUAGCAUAA
Molecule: messenger RNA, 603 nt
Organism: Caenorhabditis angaria
Lineage: Eukaryota; Metazoa; Nematoda; Chromadorea; Rhabditida; Rhabditidae
Source: the annotation of a GenBank genome assembly